This is a messenger RNA of Hibiscus syriacus, 2111 nucleotides long. Its product is annotated as protein TRM32-like. The coding region runs from base 753 to 2051 and encodes 432 amino acids. NCBI's taxonomy places the organism in Eukaryota, Viridiplantae, Streptophyta, Magnoliopsida, Malvales, Malvaceae. The transcript has 5 exons. The record is from RefSeq and is a predicted model, not a curated record.
UUUUUCUUCUGGUUUUUAGGCUAAGUACCCGUCAUCGCCUUCUUUGAAUUCUUCUUUGUUUCAUAUGUUCAUAGAUUUUUAAAGCUUUGAGCUCUCUCAGGGUCUCAUUCAGAAACAAAAUCUCCAUCCCUUCUGUAUUUCAGGUUUUGCUUGUGUUUCAAUAUGGGAAAGGAAUUUCAUGAACAAGAUGAUGAUGAUGUAUUCGAGAGUUAUGAUCAUGAUGAUACAGGUUGCAUGGGGGCCAUAUUUGACUACCAUCAAUGGUAUAAUGUCAAAAAGAUAUUCCCACACAGAAAGUACAACAGAGGAAGACAUGGCAGAUGCUGUGUAAAUCCACGAACUAUUUCCAUGGAACGUGUCAUUGAAACCCAAGGAUUAUUACAUGCUGAGGCUGAUCUCUUGCAAAGUACAAGAAAAACAGGCUCAACCACCAACAGAAGCUCAAAUAAAGCCUCCCUAAAGGCCUCAAAUAAGCAAUGGAUUCCGGGCUUUUCUGCAACACCACAGCCACAUCAUUUUGAGUAUUCAGGUUUCGGUUUUGGUUGGAUUAAUCCAGUUAUUCUCAUUAACAAGAGAGAUCACAUCUCCUAUUCGAGCUCAACUUCGUCUCGGGCUGACACUCUGAGGAGUAAAAGGCAGGAUAUUCAUAACAGAACGAACUCCAGCCAGCAUGGUAAGAAGCUCAGCAAAGAUCUGUUCAUAGGUAUUUCACAUCAUUUCCCAGAAAACAAACUUCCAAGGCAGUAAAACUAAUGAGAUCCAGGUCAUUUCCGGUAUGCGGUUUGCCGUAUCUUCAAUUUAGUACCCUUGACCUUGAGCAUAAGCAGAUAGAAGUUUGGUCAUUGAGACAAGGAGAAAAAUCAGUUGCUGGUACUCAAUCGUCCCAGGGAUCUGAUUCUCGAAGGUGGAAUCACUUCGUUAUGAAUCGACUCAAAUAUUUUAAGCAGAGAAUUAAGCAGACCCUGAAACAAGUUUCCAUAAAAGAUGCCAAUAACAAAUGUCGAAACGAAGAUGGCACUGAUAAUGAAAUCUGCAAUGGUGGACUCAAUAGGAUGAGAAGAGAAAAAUUGAUAAACGAUUCACUAGAUCGAUAUAAGAAAUUGUUUCAGCGUGGUGUAAGCAAAGAGGCUUAUUUGCAUCACUCUAAGAGCUUGAGAUUAAGCAAAGAAGGUCAAGUUCCAUCAAGGGAGCUUCAUGGUCCGGAAAUUUUCAGGAGCAUUUCAUCUCUAUCUGAUAUUUCCUUCCGCUCCCUCCUAUACGCAGUGUCUCGUGAUGCUCUUUCUUUCGGGGUUCCGAUUAGGGGUAUCCUAAAUUAUGAUGCAAACAAGGAAAAGGAUGAACAUAAUGAACCAAAAACAAUCACUGUUCAUGAAGGUAUAGGUGAGUUUGAAUUAGUAGAAGCUGUUAUAGAAGCGGAAUUGCAGGAGAAUAUGAGAGAAGGAAACAACAAUGAUCCAAGUGACUUAAUGGAGAAAAUCAGCUUUCGCCAAGAACAAGAGAGUGCUUUUGGAGACAAUCCAAGCAGAGAGCUCAGUCGACCAACUUCAGAAGGAGAGGCUGAUCCCAGUUACAAUUAUGUCAGAGAUAUUCUUGAGCUAUCAGGCUUCCUACAAAGCAAAUGCCUCCAUUCAUGGUACUCACCAGAUCAACCAUUGAACCCUUCAUUGUUCAAGGAAUUGGAGACAUUUUUGCACCCAGGACUUGAAUGCUCCUCCGUAGAUGAACUCGUAACCAACUGCGGUGAUGAUCACGGGCUGUUUUUCAAUCUAGUUAAUGAAGCUCUCGUUGAGAUCAGUGAAAAAACAUCUAUUUAUUUCCCAAAGCCGUUUAGUUUAAUGUUUCCGGGAAAAAUUGUUCUCCGAGAGGUGUGGAGAAAAGUUAGCAGGAACCUGGCCUUCCAACCGGAACAUGAUCAAUCGUUGGAUGAUAUUGUGGGUCGGAAUUUGGAGAAAGAUGCUUGGAUUAUCUUUCAACCCCAAGCUGAAUCUUUGGCACUUGAGCUUGAAGAUCUGGUUUUCGGUGAACUUUUAGAUGAACUUCUUUGUUUGUAGAUUUUUCUUACACUUGUCUUUUUCUGUUAUAUAUGAAUCCAUGUUCAUAAUAAUAAACAA